Maniola jurtina (meadow brown) is the source of this 429-nucleotide messenger RNA. Its product is annotated as UPF0329 protein ECU05_1680/ECU11_0050-like. The transcript has 2 exons. NCBI's taxonomy places the organism in Eukaryota, Metazoa, Arthropoda, Insecta, Lepidoptera, Nymphalidae. The record is from RefSeq and is a predicted model, not a curated record. The coding region runs from base 1 to 429 and encodes 142 amino acids.
AUGACCAGUGCACCUGUGGGCGCAUAUCAAUGUGAGGAAGGCACCCACGAUUUCACAACCGGAUGUGGUUACGUGACACCGGAAGCAACCUGUGACAACCCUAACCCGGUUACUGAUACCAGCGGCGAAGUCUGUGACUACACUGCUUGCUACUGCGACUCCCCCACUGUGCGGGAUACUACUACUGACAAAUGCGUGCGUUUGGAGGAUUGUCCUAAGAAAGAAGAGAAGAAAGAUGUAGAAAAGAAAGAGGAGAAGAAAGAUGAAGAAAAGAAAGAGGAGGAAAAGAAAGGUGUAGAAAAGAAAGGGGAGAAGAAAGAUGAAGAAAAGAAAGAGGUAGAAAAUAAAGAGGAGGAGAAGAAAUAUGAAGAAAAGAAAGAGGAGGAGAAGAAAGAUGUAGAAAAGAAAGAGUUGGCGAAGAAAUAUUAA